This is a messenger RNA of Cryptomeria japonica (Japanese cedar), 2118 nucleotides long. Its product is annotated as probable sugar phosphate/phosphate translocator At3g11320. Lineage: Eukaryota; Viridiplantae; Streptophyta; Pinopsida; Cupressales; Cupressaceae. The transcript has 4 exons. Gene Ontology annotation, molecular function: antiporter activity. Gene Ontology annotation, cellular component: Golgi apparatus. Bases 318 to 1127 code for a protein of 269 amino acids. The record is from RefSeq and is a predicted model, not a curated record.
AUCACAACACUAUUUUCAUAAGAAACUCAGUUAAGCUUGCAAAUCCAACGAAAACACAACAAAAUUACCUUGCAAAUCCAACGCAAACACAACAAAAUUAUCAACUUCAACUAUGUCUUGUUCAAUCCGUACAGUCAUUAUGCAGUACUUUUCGAAAAUAUUUCUACAGCUAGCCGCUCUGAGGAACGUUAUGUUAGAGCGACCCGGAAAACGUACAACAGGAGGUACAAGGUCCGACUCUUCGCAUGCUACAUUUGCAAUUGAAUUUGCAGCCACUCAGCGGAGUCUCCAGUUGAAGCUGCUCUGAGAAUUUCACAAUGGAAUCUAAGCUUGCAUUCACAAAAGACACAAUUUUUACCAUAGCAUUAGUAAUAUUCUGGUAUUCUUCCAACAUAGGGGUUUUACUCCUAAAUAAAUAUCUUCUGAGCAACUAUGGCUUCAAAUACCCUAUAUUUUUGACUAUGUGUCACAUGACGGCCUGUGCGUUGCUGAGUUAUAUUGGAAUUGCGUGGUUAAAGAUGGCGCCGAUGCAGAGAAUUCAAUCGCGGCAUCAGUUUCUGAAAGUUUUUGCGCUGAGUGUGAUUUUUUCGGUCUCCGUGGUGGGCGGGAACAUUUCGCUCAGGUUUUUGCCGGUUUCGUUUAAUCAGGCAGUUGGAGCAACCACACCGUUUUUUACGGCGCUUUUUGCUUAUUUUAUAUCGUUUAAACGAGAGGCGUGGGUUACCUAUGCCACGCUUGUGCCUGUUGUGGCUGGAGUCAUUAUUGCCAGCGGGGGAGAACCAAGUUUCCAUUUAUAUGGAUUUCUUAUGUGUAUUUGUGCGACUGCUGCGCGGGCUCUAAAAUCUGUCCUUCAAGGAUUACUGCUUUCUUCUGAUGGGGAAAAACUGGACUCCAUGAAUCUGCUGCUGUACAUGGCCCCAAUAGCAGUUCUGGUUUUGCUGCCUGCUGUACUAACAAUUGAACCUAAAGUGAUGGAAGUAUGUGUAGCUCUUGCAAGACAGGAUAAGGUCAUAGUAUUUUUGCUGGUGGUUAACUCUUCAAUGGCUUACCUUGUAAACUUGACCAACUUUCUGGUCACCAAACAUACAAGUGCACUAACCCUUCAGGCAGCUAAGGAAAAAGAAUGAAGGAACUAGUUGCAAGCAGCAUCAAGGUCUGAUGUAGGAAGCAAGCACAUGGAAUGCAGGAGAGACAACUUAAGCAUUGUAGAGAUCAACACAUGGAAGCAACUCAAAGGAGAAGAUUUCACAGGACUACACAAGGUGGAUAGAUAAUUCAUCAAUAUUGCAAGAGAAGGAUAAAUACUCAUCAUCAUAAUGUAGAGAUCAAUAUCAUGAAAGAGCAAGCAUAAGAGACGAAGGUGCUAAAAGAAGGAAUUUUACGAAUCAUUGCCAGUACAACAUGAGGUAAUCCAAGAUGAAAUCUUCAAGUGAAGAAAUCCAGGAUCAUUGCAAGUGUGAAGAGUGAAUGCAUUACACUAAGAAGGAAUUCCCAAAUUAGGAGGUGAAAUUGUGUAAGGGGAUCAAGGAGAUAGUUCCAAAAGAGUUAAUCAAGGAGAUAGUUUCAAAAGAGUUAAUCAAAGUUAGAAUGCUUGAUCCCCAAGGAUGAUGCAAUUUGGGAAUAUCUCCCACCAUCAUCACUGCAGGCGCUUGGAAAUGUUGAAUAUCAAGAGAUAUUGCUUGAAUCACAAACUCUUCCUUGUGAUGAUCUAUAGGAUGAGCAAGCUGAGGUGGCGCCUAGUCAUCACCAACCCAAUCACAUCAUUCCAAGUCAAGGCGUCCAGAUUCAAUGCACUCGAUUCAUCCAACAAGGAGGAUAACUACCACAAGUGGGCACAAAGUUCGAUGUACCUAACCUCAUCAUUCAUUGGUCAAACUUCAAGGAAGGACAUGUGUCCUAUUUAUUGUAAUUUUAUCACUGGUCAAACAUUAAAUGUUAUGUAAUGGGUGUAACAAACCCUAAUUAAGGUUUCUAUCUUUCAAUCUUGGCCAUUCAAUUGUAUUGAGAGCACUAUAAAAGAUUUGCUCUCCUCAUUGUAAAGGUUAAUAGUUAAUAGUUGAUCAAUAGUUGAUAGCAGAUAGCUAGAGUAGAGUAGGAGAAAAUGAGAUUGUUGCCAAG